GAUGGGUUCGAAUCUGGUUGGGUGGAGCCCCGAACUCACUGCGAUCACCUCGCUUCAUUAUCCUCUGACCUGGCUCACAUCCCCAUCCCCGUCACUCCCUGCAACGAGUGCCAACAUCCGAGGGAGAACUGGCUAUGCUUGAGCUGCAAGCAAGUUUUCUGCAGCCGAUUCGUGAACAAGCACAUGGUCGAGCAUUUUGACCCUGAUUUGAGGGAUGUGCCGAAAUAAAAGUUGUUAGAGACAUUUAUGGUUCAUAUAUUCUGCACAAUGCUGCUUAUACGGAAACUGAGUGAAGGAAAAUGCACCAAAUCAAGCAAAAACCUGGUGGUGGAAGCUAGAAGCAAAAGUUGCCGCACACUAUCAUCCUCUGCUUCUGCCCAAGAGUUGAGAUGCUUUGAAGUUGAAAAUGAGGAGGAGGAGGAAUUGAUGAGUCCUCUCCAAGGGGGAUUAUUAAGGCUUGCAUGAGGUUCCGAGGAAACAAACAUGUUGAAUCUCAUGAAAGAAGUAAUGGAUCUCAAUGUGUAGUCCAUUCAUCAAAUUCACGGAUACGUUCACGGUGGAAUAAAUUCUUCAAGUUGGGGAAAAAAAUUCCAUGAAGCGGCUACCUUCCUUCCCACCUUUUGCGACAGGGAUGUCAAGAAGAAAGUUCAAAAGCAUGAGAGAAAAUGUAGACGUUAAUUUGUGCCCCAAAAAACCUUCCUUGACAAUUUUCUCACUGCUUGAGCUGAAGACAUCGACCAACCAUUUCUAUAAAGAGAAAGGUUUGCUUUUAUGGGUCGUGCUUGGUACAGCCAAUUUGUACAAGUUCACAAGUUUUGCUCACACAAACAAAAUAGUUUAUGCUUAUGGGAGUAGAUUGUGUAAUUUUUUUGCAAUUUUUUUGUUCUCAGAAAUACAAAACCAC
Messenger RNA from Cuscuta epithymum, 904 nucleotides. NCBI's taxonomy places the organism in Eukaryota, Viridiplantae, Streptophyta, Magnoliopsida, Solanales, Convolvulaceae. The record is from the annotation of a GenBank genome assembly.